Messenger RNA from Gasterosteus aculeatus aculeatus (three-spined stickleback), 2086 nucleotides. RefSeq names its product zygote arrest 1-like (gene zar1l). NCBI's taxonomy places the organism in Eukaryota, Metazoa, Chordata, Actinopteri, Perciformes, Gasterosteidae. Gene Ontology annotation, cellular component: cytoplasm. Gene Ontology annotation, biological process: translation. The record is from RefSeq and is a predicted model, not a curated record.
GCAAGUGCAUGGAGGGUUUUUUUUUAAGUGGUGCCCGUGAAAUCAUUUAAAAUGUAUCCAUCUUUUUGUUUGAACAAAAUAAAUACGUAUCACAAGUGUGACGUAAUUCCAAAACUAUAUCACAGACUAUCAACGUACCAAUUCGUGUCGUUUCGUAGCAUAACGCGGAUUUUUGUUUACCCCAUAAGUUUGCCCAGAAAGAGAAUCGUUACAGUUUGAUUACGGUAUUAGUUAAUUUAUGUGAAGUAGUCAACAUCGUACAAUCCAGUCCAAAUGCUUUGUAAAUAGUUUGCAAAACGAACAGCCCGCAUUUCAAAUAUAUUUUAGUACGGAAAAGAUCCCAUAAAUGACACACCCAGUACACAUAAUGCUCUCGUUAGGGCAACACUGAAUGUUUUUCCAAGUAAAAUGUAUUUACGAGUAGUUUAGCUGCCUCUUAACAACGCUGUUAACAUUUGGAGCAUUUUCAUUCCUUUGCAUGCGAACCUAUUCAUUGAUAUGCAACGUUUGCGUGGAAGAACAGCUGUUCCUCUCUCAGCCUCUGUGCAUUACUUAUUAGUAAGUUAUUCAACUUGUCAUUGCGUAGUCUCUGGUGAAGUCCACAACACAUGUCUUACCAUAUUGGUUUUAGGAACUGUACGGAUUAGGUGUCCUUGAGUUCAGCACUGUGAUGGGCUGAAAAGCACAUUGUCAAAACAAAAUUACAGUGCUUUUUAAUAUGAUUUCAAACGGAAACAACAACAUCCAAAUGCAUUUAAAAACAAUGAACAUAACCUUGAAGAGAUUGGAUCGUAGCAUUUAGGAAUCACCAGUUAACAUUCACUAUUUAUACAAAUGAACAACAGAGUUUGGAACCAUUAUGAGCAUCUCUUUAAUAUUUCCGCUUAAUUGGAGGACGCGCGCUGCUGUUCUCAAUCAACCAAUCAGCGCGCGGCCGCCACGAUGGCGACAGUUUAAAUCCCAGCAGGAAGAACUCACGCUGGUUUCAUGGCUCCAGGAUGGAGGGGUUCGUGUCCACGUGUCCGGCGUACAGCGUCGCUGUCCCAGCCCAGGACAUCGGCUGGGCAAAGAGGGAGGGCCGCUUCCUGAUCCCCCAGGGCCUGAACUACCUGGAGCUCUGCAAGGCCAUCCUGGCCCAGGUGCACCCGGGUGCGGCCCCGCCUCCGCUCCGGAAAGCCGCCACCAAGGAGUGCGGCGUGCAGGUGAACGCCAAAGUGGAUAAAAUCGUGCAGUGUUCGCUGGGUCCCAAAACGCUGCCGUGCGCGGUGGGCGACCGUUCCGGCUCCCCGAGGACGCCCGAGAGCCCGCAGCCAGUUAAACCGGAAUGGAAGGCGCCGUACGACACGCCGCCGCUGAGCCGGCUGCGCUACCAGAGGCCCGUCUCCAUCUACUCGCCGGUGUUCGACCGCCGGAUCUUCACGAAGAAACUCGACGAGGACGAAGCCGUCGCCGCCGAACCAGCGGGGUGUGAUCGGGCGGUCAGUGGCGAGGCCGCGGUGCCGGAGGUGAAGACCCUCCUCCGCGGGUCUUCGAAGGGGUCCAGCUUUCAGUUCCUGGAGCAGAGAUAUGGCUUUUUCCACUGCAAAAAGUGCAACAUCCGGUGGGAGAGUGCGUAUGUGUGGUGCAUCUCUGGUACCAGCAAGGUUUACUACAAGCAGCUCUGCCGGAAGUGCCAGGUGGGGUUUAACCCCUACAGAGUGGAGUCCAUUGUCUGCAAGGGAUGCUCUCUAACCUGCUGCAGCUGCGAGAAGAAGCAGAGGCACAUCAACAUGAAGCGGCCUCAUCGCCAGGACCUGUGUUGCCGCUGCAAGGGCGCCAGGCUGUCCUGUGACGUCACCUACAGCUUCAAAUACAUCGUCUGAACCGCCUGGCGUGUUCACGCUGGUCUGGGAUCUGUUUCUAAGGAGACUGAGUGCAAAUGCAUGUCGCCGGUGGAAGUUCCCUCCACUAACACAGCAGAGAGAUUUAUGUAUUCUAGGGGUCUUUUUGUUUCCUUUCAUCAGUCCUGGAGCGCAACUUGAACAUGAACUAUUUUUGUAAAAAUAAAAUCAAUAUAUAAAAUAAAGAAAUUGUAUGUUAAAAGUUA